UUGGAUUUGGGACCUACCCCAAUCCAGUAUGAUUUCAUCUCAAUGCUUAUCAUAAUUACAUCUGCAAAGACUAUUUCCAGAUAAGAUCACAUUCUGAGGUCCUGGGUGGACAUGAAUUUUGAGGAGACCCUGCACAACCCAGCACAAGGAUUGAUUAUGUCUCAGGCACCCUGCUAGGUUCUGGAGGAAGAACGUCCUUAAAUAAGAAACUAAAGAAGCCAGCAAGCAAACUAGGGUUGUGAUAAGUGCUCUAAAGGCCAUGAGCAGGGGAAUCCAUGGGAAUCAGUGUGGGUGGCAAGGAGGCCUUAGACAGGGUGGUCAGGAAAGUCCAGUCUGCAGAGAAGAGCUGAGCUCCAAAAGCCACGGAGGACCAGUCGCACAAAGGUGAGGAGGAGAGUGCGCACCUGAGGGACGGGAGGGGCAGAGGCCCUGGGAAGCAGAGGGGCUGGGCAAGUUCCCAGGGGAAGAAAUCCAGUGAGACUGGGGCAGGGGGAGAGCGAAGGCAGUGACAUGAACUGAGCUUGUCUAGAGCAACCUUUAAGAAUUUGGAGUAGGAGUGAAGAUAUUAGACUACAUGUCUGAAGGUUCCCUCUUGCGGUGGCCUGGAGGAUGGGGGGUGGGAGGUAGGCAGGGAGAUAAAACAGGACAUUACUGCAGGCUUCCUGGAGAAAAGAUGCUGAGAGCCUGGGCAGUUCACGUGUACCCAGGGAUGGGGCCGGGCGGCUGGGAGAGGCACCUGGUGGAAGAAUGGACAGGACUGAGCUGGUGAAUAGACUUGGGGUAAGGGAGGACCCCAAGAGGUCUUCCAGAACAGGGUUUUGAUGACUGGGUAAAAACCAGUGCCAUUUACUGCAAGGGAAAUGCAGGAGAGAAAAUGCCCAGUCAGUCACUUGGGACAGCUCGGAAAACACUGGGCAUGGGGCCAAGUAGGCCACCAGGGAGCUGCCACCCUGCACAGUCCUCCUCCGGGAGCGUGCUGCCCACACCUACCUCAGGUCCAGGCAGGUCGGGACACCACUGCGCCCUUUGUGGAUGGCUGUUCUUUGCUCUCCGUGGGGCCCAGAGCGGGGAGACAGAGGGAGCCCAAUCGCUUGCCAACCAUGACCAGGCAGUGCCCGUCGUCUGUCGGAUGUUUAGAAUUAUGGACAAGAGACUCCAGACAGCCCUUUCAGGUAGCUGGUGUGAUUCCCAUUUUGAGAGACAAGGAAAUAUUUGAAGAAGGUAAACAUCCUGAUCAAGCUCACACAGCCAGUGGCUGUAUCAUCACGUGGCAGAGAACAGAGAGAGGAAGCAAGUCCACGCGCCUCUUCUUAUAAGGGCACUAAUCCCAUUCCUAAAGCUCCACCCUCAUGACCUAAUUACUCCAAAGGCCCCUCCUCCUGAUACCAUCACAUUGUGGGUUAGGGUUUCAACAGAUGAAUUUUGGGGGACACAUUCAGUCCAUAGCUAUUUCCAACUUUUUUGUACAUUUGUACUUGUUUGAAAAAAAAUUAUUAAAAAUUCUGGUUGGGUUCAAUUUAAAGCUGAUUUAAUUGGUAUGGGGUAUAGACUGGUCUGCAAGUUUUAAAACGUCUCCCCAGUCGUCUUAUGUGUUGCCAAGUUUGAAAUGACUAAGUUAGAUCUUUUCUGCAAGAUGAUCAGUUAAUUUUCUGUGAUGAAUUAUUUCCCAUUUUCUGAAAGCCUUGCACUGGGCAGUGUUUCCAGAGGGUGGUGGGCCAUCACCAUCCCUCCCCGUAAGCUCAGGAAAAGGCCAACCUUUGUGAAAUGGGUGAGGGUGAGUUUCUCUCUUGGGCAUGUAAGUGCCAAGGGCUAGCCAGGACUGCCUCUAUUGACCAGCAACACCUUGACUCCUGCAGUUGACUGCCCCACAUCAUGGAGAGUAUCUCAGAGGAUGGCUGUCAGAGUCACUUGUCAGGUGAGACUGGGGUUCAAGUCGUGGCUUCACCCUUCACUGGCUGGGUGACAUGGCUUAUUCACUUCAGUUCACAAGCCUUAGAUUCAUCCCGCAUACCUCUUCAUAGGAUUCUUGUGAGGAUUAAAUGAAGUCAUUAGGGCAUGAAAAUCACCUAGCACAGUGCCCAGAAUGGAAUAAGCAUUCAAUUCAUGCUAGCUAUGUAAUAUAAUAUAAGUAUAAUGUAAGAAAUUUUCUGAUUUCCUGAAAAUAUUAAUAUUACCAAGAGUUUUGAGUGUGUGUGUGUGUGUGUGUGUGUGUGUGUGUGUCCUGGGAGAUGUUGCAGGCCAAGAAGGAGAAUAGCGUGCUGACAGCUACAUCAGUUAAGAGAGCUAAGACCCCAAGUGGGUGGGAAUAACCUUGCCAUCUGUCCUUCCCUCCCUGCGGGCAGGCCUGGCAAACUCUUGAGAGGUGAGUGUGGGUCCCAACAUGGGGGUUAACUGUGCCCAAACUCCCUUUGGCUACAAUCUCUUCAUGACCCCAGCAGUGGAGAAAAUCCCUGCUCUCAGGAGGUUUAAGAUCCAGAGGGAAGUGGUGAAAUUAGUGGAGAAAAGAGGGCAGCAAUGGCAGGAAGAAGCCCCCAGGACCGUCUAAUCCGCCUUUUCAUCUGAAGGUUUUGAAGGGCAGAGAGAGUCCACUUCUGACGCUGUGUCUUUGGCUUGGAUCUUGCUAGGAGAGAGCUGCAGAGAACAGUUGUUUGAAGGGGAAAGGAGGUUAAUUGUUUUAACUUGAGCAGAGCAAACUUGGAAAGUGAGAAAUCCUCCCUCUUCCAACAGGCCGCUGGUCCAAAACCACACCUGGCCUCGCAUCCUUCUAAUGAUAAUCCCCACAGAGUUCCAGGUGUUGAGCCCAGUGACUGAUGGUGAGCCCUGCCGAGUUCAGAGGGACAAGAUGGAGGCUAUAUAUAAAUCCAACAAAGUUUCAGAAGGUAAAAGACGCAUGACCGAUUAUGAAAGCUUAUAUUGCUCUGGGAGAGUGCCGAAGCUUUAUUUCUGCCCUGGCUGAUAUGUUGUUCUGUUCCCUCUUGGAAGACAAGGCAGUCUCUAGGCCACAGUUCCCCAUCUGUGAAAUGGGGUGAGAUUAUCCACCCUGUGGGACUCAUCCUGCGUGAGGCACUUUUGAAGGCUCCAGAGCACGACAGCAGGAUGCGCUCUGAAGAGCUAGUGCCAGUAUUCCCAAUGGCAAAGGCAUCAGGGCCAGCUGACGCCUCAGGAGGCGUCUGAGAGACCAGCGGGGGACAGCUGGUGGCGGGCCACACCUGCGAGCCUGGUGAGGGUUGCCAGGAGGACUGCACGAUGGCAGCAGCUGUGGGGCGAGGUCAGCGGAGAGCCCAGGCAGGAGUCGGGCAAGACGGGGCCUCUUGGAAGGUGGUGGCUGGCAUCCGGCUCUCCUCCCAGGCUCUGUUGCCAUCACCGAGCCACACACAUCGACGGGAGGAGGCCAGCACUUGAUGAUGCCAGCAGGGAGGAAACUCGGAAAAGUCGAGAAAGGUGAACGCAGAGCCACUCCACAAGAUCCAGGCUCUAGAAUUGAGAUAUGCCCUCUUAGAGCUGAUGGUCUGGGGCCAAGCACAGGCUCUCCAGAAGGGUGAGGGCUAAGACAUCACCUUUCCUAAUCCCUUUAUUUUAUACAGGUGGGAACUCAGGCUCAGAGAGUAUUGGUGGCUUGCCCAAAGCCUCACAGCUAAAUAGCAACAGAACAACCAGUCAUUUCCUACGUGUUUCCUCUUUUCAGUAUAACUUAGUCUCCCUAAAUGGUUCAGCAUAUGCCAAACUUUUGGAAUUUUCUUUCUCCCCAAUAAAGGUAACUUCGAGAGGU
Messenger RNA from Orcinus orca (killer whale), 3769 nucleotides. RefSeq lists its product as uncharacterized. The transcript has 3 exons. The record is from RefSeq and is a predicted model, not a curated record. Lineage: Eukaryota; Metazoa; Chordata; Mammalia; Artiodactyla; Delphinidae. The coding region runs from base 861 to 1316 and encodes 151 amino acids.